Molecule: messenger RNA, 1753 nt
Organism: Spinacia oleracea (spinach)
Lineage: Eukaryota; Viridiplantae; Streptophyta; Magnoliopsida; Caryophyllales; Amaranthaceae
Exons: 11
Coding region: 189-1475 (428 amino acids)
Molecular function (GO): protein binding
Source: RefSeq, a predicted model, not a curated record
ACAAAAAAUAAGUAGAAAACUUACGUGGCACGGUUGCCCUUUAACCGCCAAUUUGACAAAUAAAACAGACAACGAAAUCAAAUCACUCAGACACUAAAAUCACUCAAAUAACUUCUUCGUCUUCGUCUUCGUCUUCGCCAAUUUGAAUCCCUAAAAUCAUUUGCGUAGAUUUUCUUCAAAUUUCCACCAUGAGUCAAAUCUUCACAGCAGCUUCUCUUGGAGACCUUAAACUCAUGAAAGAAAUGGUGAAACAGGUUACUGAUAAGUUUGGAAAACAGACGACGAAAGAAAUCUUGGGAGAAAAAGACUCGAAGGAGCGUACAAUUCUACACGUUGCUGCUUCCGAGGGUCGAACUCCAAUCUGCAAAUACCUAGUUGGUACUAUCAAAUUUGAUGUUAAUAGCCAAGAUUUAAUGGGUUACACCCCUCUGCAUUUUGCGGUUAUGGAAGGGCAUUACAUGACUUCUUCUUUUCUACUGGGUCAUGGUGCAAAUCCUAAUUUGUCAAGCCUUAAUGGAUUAACUCCAUUGCACUAUGCUGCUAAAAAUGGAAGAAAAGACCUUGUGAAACUGUUAAUAAAAAAAGGUGCUGAAGUUGAUGCGCCAUCGGCUUCUAGAGGCACGCCAUUGCGACAGGCCGCUGGAUAUGGCAUGAAAGAUGCUAUUAAGAUUUUGCUUGGUCAUAAAGCUAAUCCAAAUUAUUCUUGUCAUCCCACAUUGAACCCGUUGAUAGUUACCAUCCUAGAGAACUCUCUUGAUUGCGUAAGGAUAUUGCUCAAGCAUGGUGCUGACCCGAAUCUUGGUUUACAAGGAGAAAAACCUUUGAUUGUGGCUUUAUCUGCUGGCAAUAUAGAUAUUAUCAAAUGCUUGCUUAAAGCUGGAGCUGAUCCUAAUACUACUAAUUUUUAUGAUUAUAAACCUAUUGAAAUUGCGGCUGCUGAAGGUAAUCUUGCAGUUGCAGACAUCCUCUUUGAUGUUACUGAUCGUAUUCCUCAUAUUCCGACCUGGAGCAUUCAUGGAAUUCACGAGUAUCUCAACUCUGAGGAAGAAAAAACUCAGCGGCAACUCAAAAUGCCAGCAAAAUUCUUAGAAGCAAAAGAAAAUGGAGCACAAGCCAUGAUAACAAAUGAGUACAUGAAUGCAGUUUACUGGUAUACAGAGGCUACCAGGUUGAACCCAACAGAUGAGAUAGUGUUAUCCAACAGGAGCUUUUGCUGGUCCCGCAUGAACGAGGGUGAUCUUGCACUCUCGGAUGCAGAAUGCUGUAUUAGACUGAAACCAGAAUGGGCUAAGGGAUAUUACGUUGCAGGAGUAGCCUAUAUGAUGCUGAAGGACUAUAAAAAUGCAGUAGCAGAAUUUGAGAACGCGUGUAAGUAUGAUCCUCUCAAUACGGAGCUCCGAGAUGCUCACAGUGAGGCGUUGGCGAAGUUACAAGCACCACCGACGGAUGAUUUCAGCCGGCCCUCUGUUAACUGAUUGUGUUGAUUGCAAUAUGUAGUUUUGGUGACCGGAAUAGAAGAAAAGUGAGGUAUAUUUUGUGAUUAGAGUAGAAAAGAGCUUAACACAACAUUUUGUCUUGGUGAUUGAUGUAGAAAAUGUAUAUCUUAGAAAAUAUGAUACAAUAUGUCUAAGGAAUUACAAUAGUAUGGCUGGAGUACGUAGUUGUUUAGUUGUGUCACUGUGUGUGACAAUUAUCAUGUUUCCCAAACAAGGAUUUUGGAAUUGAAUUACUUCUUUUAAGAUUUUAAGUUCAA